AUGGCUCCUCAAGUUCAGGGACGCAAGAUUGCAUUUAUUGGUGCCAGUGGCCAGCUAGGUGCCCCAACACUGAAGGCCCUUCUCACGCAGAACGUCCACACCAUUACCGCCAUCCAGCGCCGUGAGGCUACAAGCUCCUUUCCUCCCGAGGUCAUUGUCAAAAAAGGGGACCUCGAAGAUGAAGCAUUCCUAGCCGAGGUGCUCAAGGAACAGGACGCUGUGAUCCUGAUGCCACCUCUAACACACAUUGGCAUCCAGAAGCAUGCUGUCCGCGCUGCGGCCAAGGCCCACGUGCCGUACGUCCUGCCAUCUGAGUUUGGUCCCGAUCCUUUCGCCAAGCAGUUAGUGGGAGAGAAUGUGCUAUUGCAAGACAAACAGGCAAUCCGUGGUCAGAUUGAGGAGCUCGGCGUCAGCAGCUGGGUUUCUAUAACGGUCGGCCCGUGGCUAGAUGCGGGCCUCACCCUUGGCCUCUGGGGCAUCGACCCCAAAGCCCGCAAGGCGACCAUCUGGCGCGGCGCCGACGCCAAGGCCAACACAGCCACUGUUGCGCACACGGCGCAGGCCACCGCAGCAGUCCUGACCCUACCGGAGGUGGAGCUAGCCAAGUACAAGAAUAAGGCCGUUUACACGCCUUCCUGGCACCUUACGCAGCGCGAGAUUCUUGAUGCCGUGCAGCGUGCAACCGGGACGACAGACACGGACUGGAAGGUCACGCAGCGAGACAUUAAGGAUGUCAUCGCUGAUUACGAGGCGGGGAUCAAGGCGGGAGAUAUUGGCUCGUACUUCAACAAGUUCUUCGUUACGCACUUCUUCGAGGGUCACGGAGGCGACUUUGAGCAUAAGGUUGUGAGGGGGGAUUUGGAGAGGCUAGAGCAACUGGGCUUGCAGAAGGAGGAUCUUGAGCAAGCGAUCAAGAUCGAGCUAAAGCAGUGA
Penicillium lagena is the source of this 933-nucleotide messenger RNA. RefSeq lists its product as uncharacterized. The transcript has a single exon. The coding region runs from base 1 to 933 and encodes 310 amino acids. The record is from RefSeq and is a predicted model, not a curated record. Lineage: Eukaryota; Fungi; Ascomycota; Eurotiomycetes; Eurotiales; Aspergillaceae.